AUGCACCAGACGAUGUGCAUCCCCGUGAUCGUCUUCGCGUGCGUCUGCGUCCUGCUGCUGGUCGCCGCGGUGUCUUGCGUGCUCGCAGUGCGGGCGCUGCUGCGGGCGGCGACGCGGGAGAUGGCGCUGAACGCCGACCUGGUCCGGCAGAAGGAAGCGCUGCAGCAGGCGGAGCGCAAGAGCAUGAACAAGAGCAAUGCCUUCGCCAGCUCCAGCCACGACAUCCGGUCCACGCUGUCCGCCAUCGCCGGCCUCGUGGACAUGUCCCGUUCGGAGUCGCAGUCGCUCCCCGGCAUCAUGGAGAACCUCGAUCAGAUGGGCGUCUGCACCAACAAGCUGUUCGAUAUACUGAACUCGAUUCUAGACACAAGCAAGGUGCAGUCGGGGAAGAUGCAGCUGGAGGAAGCUGAGUUCAGCAUGGCAGAUGUCCUACAGGAGUCGGUGGACAUGGCCAACGUGACCGGCGUCCGGCGAGGGGUUGAGGUGGUCUGGGACCCCUGCGACUUCUCGGUCCUGAGCCGUCCUCGGUGA
Molecule: messenger RNA, 531 nt
Organism: Miscanthus lutarioriparius
Lineage: Eukaryota; Viridiplantae; Streptophyta; Magnoliopsida; Poales; Poaceae
Source: the annotation of a GenBank genome assembly